This is a messenger RNA of Ziziphus jujuba (common jujube), 1995 nucleotides long. RefSeq names its product protein ZINC INDUCED FACILITATOR-LIKE 1-like. The transcript is spliced from 17 exons. Bases 248 to 1702 code for a protein of 484 amino acids. The record is from RefSeq and is a predicted model, not a curated record. Gene Ontology annotation, molecular function: solute:potassium antiporter activity. Gene Ontology annotation, cellular component: plant-type vacuole membrane; plasma membrane. Gene Ontology annotation, biological process: transmembrane transport; regulation of stomatal closure. Lineage: Eukaryota; Viridiplantae; Streptophyta; Magnoliopsida; Rosales; Rhamnaceae.
UAUACAGUUAGGACCACCUUUUAUUAGCUAUAGUUUCACCAGAUUAAGUUGGGACUUCAUAAAGGACGAGCAAGGUGUCUCUGUGUUUGUCUGCCAUGCUUCACUGGCUAUGCUUAGUGGAUGCUUUACUAAAAUCCAUUUAAUGGUGAAGCAAUAAUAGAGUUUCUUCCAUCUUUAUCUUCUCUCAAUAUAAACAAGAAAUCUGUGAAAUUAUUGAAAACCCAAGAAGUAAAUUAAAAAAAAAAAAAUGGCGGAAGAGAGUAGGGAGAGGCUGCUAAAGAAGGUGGUUUACUAUGAGAAUUGCCCAGGUUGUAAGGUGGAUCAGUACAAAGAGACACAACGUGGUUUACCAAUUCGAGACCUUCUCUUCAUUGGGAUUGUUGUGUUGUGUAAUGUGCUGCCAAUAUCAUCUCUGUUUCCAUUUCUUUAUUACAUGAUUAGAGAUUUUCAUAUUGCAGAAAGGGAGGAAGAUAUUAGCUUCUAUGGUGGUUUUGUAGGGUGUUCGUUCAUGGUUGGCAGAGCUUUGACUUCUAUUUUCUGGGGAGUAGUGGCUGAUCGCUAUGGUCGAAAACCUGUCAUAAUGAUCGGGACUAUUGUCGUGGUUGUUUUCAACACUCUGUUUGGCCUUAGUGUAAACUUUUGGAUGGCCAUUGUUACAAGGUUUCUUCUAGGAAGCUUGAAUGGUUUACUUGGACCAAUAAAGGCAUAUGCAAGUGAAAUAUUCCGGGAAGAGUACCAAGCUCUGGGCCUUGCAACUGUUAGUACAGCAUGGGGCAUAGGGUUGAUAAUUGGCCCAGCUAUUGGGGGCUACUUGGCUCAGCCUGCAGAGAAGUUUCCAAAUCUCUUUUCAAAAAAUUCAUUGUUUGGAAGGUUCCCAUACUUCUUGCCUUGCUUAUGUAUAUCACUUAUGGCAUUGGGAGUAACUAUUGUUACCAUAUGGCUUCCGGAAACAUUACACAAGCACCAUGAAAAUAGCAGACCAAGUGCUGAUUCUGAGGAAACAUUGGAUGCAUAUUAUGUUUCUGAUACAAAGAAAACAAACCAAAAAGCUGAAGCAGAGAAAACUUCUAAGAAAAGCCUCCUUAGGAAUUGGCCCUUAAUGUCUGCAAUCAUUGUUUAUUGUUUUUUCUCACUCCAUGACAUGGCAUAUUCAGAGAUUUUCUCUUUAUGGGCCACAAGUCCUCGAAAACUUGGGGGGUUAAGUUAUACAACCGACCAGGUUGGUGAAGUUCUUGCAGUCAGUGGUUUUAGUCUUCUUAUCUUCCAAAGUUUUCUAUAUCCACCCGUAGAAAAGGCCAUUGGUGCCAUAGCAACUGCUCGCAUUGCAGGGGUUUUAUCUAUACCUUUGUUGACAAGUUACCCCUAUAUUGCAUUGUUGUCGGGAUUCACUCUUACCUGGGUGCUAAAUUUGGCAUCUCUAGUAAAGAACGUCUUAUCUACCUCCAUUAUAACGGGCUUAUUCCUCCUGCAAAACAGAGCUGUGGAACAAGACCAAAGAGGUGCUGCUAAUGGUAUUUCGAUGACUAUGAUGUCUGUGUUCAAAGCAAUUGGCCCAGCUGCAGGCGGUGCAAUUUUGUCAUGGGCACAAAAGCGUCAACAUGCUUCUUUUCUCCCAGGCGACCACCUAGUUUUCUUCAUCCUGAAUGUAAUCGAAGCACUUGGAGUGCUGAUGACAUUUAAACCGUUUCUUGCAGCAAAAUAAUGUCCAUCAAGAUAUAUCUAAGCUUCUUGAGAAUAAUUAUAAUAUAUAUAUAUAUAUAUAUAUUAUUUAAUGUCAUCAAGAAUUUACCGUUUCCAAUCUCCUUGGAGGCCUAUCUUUUUGUGCUGCAUUCUUAUUUACCAUUUCCCCCCUUUUUUUUUAAAUUUUUUAAAUCACCAUGAUAUAAAAAUUUGAAGUGUGUUGUCGUGUUCAGCAAUAUAUUAUUGAAUCCUUGUUUUUGGACUGUACUGUCUCACAAAUUUUUAAUGGAAAAAUUUUGUUCAUUUAUCUGUUGC